AUGACUCAACCCGUUCAAAUGCAACAACAAACUGAAGAUAUGGACUCCAUGUUCCCUGUCUCUGGUAGCGUGGACAACAUGACCAGCGAGACUCAUGUCGGAUCUUACCAGUCGCUGGACCCUUCGCGUUCUUCGCUUGAGGACUACAACCGUUCCAUGCUGCAGUACACCCAACGCCAAAUGUCAUCCUUCGUUGACAUGGACGACUCUCGCCGUGGAAGCCAGAGCAGCAGCAAAAGUGGGUUUAGCAUCACCCCUAGCGGCGGUACGUCCCGACACGCCAAUGGAUCUUUAACGUCCGUCGGCAAUGUCGAGACCAAACAUGGUGGUCGCGACAUGUCCGAGGCUAAGUCUUCUGGAUAUUAG
Penicillium robsamsonii is the source of this 366-nucleotide messenger RNA. RefSeq lists its product as uncharacterized. Lineage: Eukaryota; Fungi; Ascomycota; Eurotiomycetes; Eurotiales; Aspergillaceae. The record is from RefSeq and is a predicted model, not a curated record. The transcript has a single exon. The coding region runs from base 1 to 366 and encodes 121 amino acids.